Messenger RNA from Penicillium cosmopolitanum, 441 nucleotides. RefSeq names its product dipeptidase. The coding region runs from base 1 to 441 and encodes 146 amino acids. NCBI's taxonomy places the organism in Eukaryota, Fungi, Ascomycota, Eurotiomycetes, Eurotiales, Aspergillaceae. The transcript has a single exon. Gene Ontology annotation, molecular function: metallodipeptidase activity. The record is from RefSeq and is a predicted model, not a curated record. Gene Ontology annotation, biological process: proteolysis.
AUGUUCUCGCAUUCCAAUGCUAAAUCAGUCUUCGACUGCGCACGUAACGUCCCAGAUGAGGUGAUUGACUUAGUGCGCUUUAAUAACGGAAUUAUCAUGGUGACAUUUGUGCCUGAGCAUGUGACGACCAGACGAUCUGAAGCAACGAUGGACAUGGUCCUCAAUCAUCUCUUCUAUAUCGCGGGCCAGAUUGGCUGGGAUCACGUUGGCCUUGGAUCUGAUUUUGACGGAAUUGAAUGUGUAAUACCGGGAUUGGAGGAUGUGAAAUACUACCCGCGAUUGCUCCAGUCCAUUCUUGACUGUGGCGCGACGGAAGAACAGUUGGCUAAAGUUGCUGGGGAAAAUAUUUUGAGGGUAUGGAGGGGCGUUGAGGAAGUUCGCGAUCAAAUGAAAACUGAAGGCGUGCAGCCUGUUGAGGAUGUCUGGGAGGAUCGAACUUAG